Aspergillus ochraceoroseus IBT 24754 is the source of this 1002-nucleotide messenger RNA. RefSeq names its product transaldolase family protein. Bases 1 to 1002 code for a protein of 333 amino acids. Gene Ontology annotation, molecular function: transaldolase activity. Gene Ontology annotation, cellular component: intracellular anatomical structure. The record is from RefSeq and is a predicted model, not a curated record. NCBI's taxonomy places the organism in Eukaryota, Fungi, Ascomycota, Eurotiomycetes, Eurotiales, Aspergillaceae. Gene Ontology annotation, biological process: pentose-phosphate shunt, non-oxidative branch; carbohydrate metabolic process. The transcript has 7 exons.
AUGGCUGCAUCUCAAACUGGCCUUGAUGCUCUCCGUGCUAGGACUGUCGUGGAUUGCGAUACAAUGGAUGAGCAAGUUGCCAAAACUCUUGGUCCCUUCCAGGACUGUACCUCUAAUCAGGCCAUCGCAUACGGAGAGCUAUCCAAACCUGAGAAUGCAGCUUUAGUCGAGUCCUCUGUCGUAGCAGCAAAGGCAUUGUCUCAUCGUUUCUCGGGCAGCAGUGUCCCUGGACUAGCCACAGAAAUUGCGAUGGUUAAAUUAGCACUCAAGAUUGCACCCCACAUUCGAGGAUAUGUCCACAUCCAGACCGACCCUUAUCAAUCUUACUCAACUGAGAAGACAGUUGCCAAUGCAUUGAGAAUUGUUCAGCUAUUCCAGCAUCUGGAUCCCAAUUUCGACACCACUCGCAUCUGUAUCAAGAUCCCAAGCACUUGGGAAGGCUUGAUGGCCUGUCGAACCCUUGAAGCCGCAGGAGUACGCACCCUAGCAACAACACUGUUUACCUUCAUACAAGCUGCCAUUGCAGCAGAAGUCGGGUGCACCUACGUCGCGCCUUACGUUAACCAACUGCGAGUCCAUUUUGAGCCAGGGUUCGAGGAUCCAAACAAGCUCUUGCCACUCUGUGUUUCCAUCCAGAGAUACUACGAGUCCAUCGGCGCAAAGACGCAGGUUCUCCCGGCUAGUUUGACGUCUACAAAGGAAAUCUUUGCGCUUGCAGGUGUCCAGCAUAUCACCAUUGCUCCUGGUCUACUACAGCAGCUUUCCCAACCUGACUCUGCUCCCAACGUUGAGUCAUUGUUUGACUCCGCAUUACAAGCGCCAUCUCCUAAGGCGAUAUCGUAUGUAGGCAGGGAGUCGGUGUAUCGCAUCGGAUUUACGCGAUCUGAACGUGGAUCGAGCGAGGAGAAACUCACGCAGGCUAUUAAUAUCUUCUGCGAUAUGCAGGAUAAGCUAAUCAAGCUUAUGCUUGCGACUGCAAACCGACUUAACGGCACGGUGUAG